Molecule: messenger RNA, 1305 nt
Organism: Nannizzia gypsea CBS 118893
Lineage: Eukaryota; Fungi; Ascomycota; Eurotiomycetes; Onygenales; Arthrodermataceae
Exons: 3
Coding region: 1-1305 (434 amino acids)
Cellular component (GO): actin cortical patch
Molecular function (GO): phosphatidate phosphatase activity
Source: RefSeq, a predicted model, not a curated record
AUGGAUAGCUCCUUGACUCGAUUUCUGACCUACGUUGAACCGUUUCGCCUCCGAAGAGUAUCCAUAUCAACUACUCCCCAUCAACACCCCGUCCGUGAAAAUGGAGGAUUCCCACAGGUUGAGAACAAGCUCACGUUGGAUCCUACUUCUGUACUACGAGUAGCGUCGUGGGUCACGUACUUCACAUCUUCAUUCACCUCCAAGCUCAACACAGGCAACCAGCUCGUCGACCCAAAGAAACAUAUUGUCUGGUUGUUCGACAACACCGCGUACCAGCCAGAUCAUGGCCCAGUAUACGGUCCUCCUGGAUGGAAGACUCAUGUGGUUGCAUGCGCGUUUGAGAAACACGGAAGACGGGAUAUCGGGAGGUGGGUGGCCAUCAUCGCUGAUUUGGUCGGCUUGGACGGCAACCCAGGGCUCGACGACAAAAAGGCUGUCCGUAACCGGAUAGCCAUGCGUAUCCAGCCGUUCCUGAACGCCGUUGUACCAAACCGAUUCAUCAACUUGGAGGUCCCCGUGUCAAAGGAUGAGGUGCAUGAAUUCAAGCUGAACAGCACCAAAAAGGAUGGUAUAGCCGAAGAUGAUAUUCUGAUAAUCCCGGCACUGGGCAUACAUGACGGGUCGGUGGUGGAAUCCCACGCGAAGAACUGGGGUCCAAAGCCCCCGACCAUGAAGACGGUCUUCGCAGAUCAAGAUGGCUGGGCCGUCAUCUCAGAUGUCGAUGACACGAUCAAGUACACCCAGACACCAGAUGCCAUCGGCAUCCUCAAAACUACCUUUGUUGAUGAUCCAAAGCCAAUCGAUGGCAUGCCAGAGACGUACAAGCGUAUCCAAGAACGCCUUAACCCAACCUGGUUCUAUCUCUCGGCUUCCCCAUACAACCUCUAUUCGUUCUUGCGUGGCUUUCUUGGCUCACUCUAUCCACAAGGCACCCUUCUUCUACGCGAAAACUCUUGGAUGGACCUGGCUGGUUUGCUCAGAUCCUUCACCCAAGGCACUCAGGAAUACAAGAUCAGCCAACUGGCUAAAGUGUUUGGAUGGUUCCCGAGACGCAAGAUCCUAUGCAUUGGGGAUUCGACUCAGAGUGAUCCUGAAGCCUAUGCAGAAGCCUAUAAGACGCACGAUGGCUGGAUCAAAGCCAUCUAUAUCAGGAAAGUGACCGAUGUGGCGAAUAUGGAGGGCAAAAACGAUCCCGAGAGGUUUGAAAAGGCAUUUGAAGGUGUCCCACGGUCUGUUUGGAAGGUGUUUGAGACUGCAGAUGAGCUUGGGCAGCUUGUGGACGACCUCCAGGGUCAACAGUCCUAG